AUGAUUAGUGACAAAGAAACAUAUGAGGAAGCGAUCCAGUCACUAAACAACAUCUAUGUGCAACCCAAUAACGAGGUCUUUGCAAGGCACAAGUUAGCCACGUGCAGACAAGAACAGGGUCAAAGCGUUGACGCCUUUCUUCAAAAACUCCGCAGUCUAUCCAAGGAUUGCAACUUCAAAGCCGUGACAGCUGAGCGACAUCGUGACGAGUCCAUACGCAAUGCAUUCAUAACAGGUAUUGCCUCCAACAGCAUUAGAAAACGCCUCCUUGAGAAAACAGAUUUAAAGUUAAAGGAUGCAUUUGAGGAAGCCAGAGUACUUGAACACGCCUAUCAACAUUCGUUAUUGUACGAGUCACAGUCAGAAACCACUAGUGGGGCUACUACAAAUGCUGUAAGAGAACACCCUGCUGAUCCUGUCGCUCCCCAGUUGCCUGAUCUACGAGCCUCGAUUAAUUCGACUCAAACAAGACAAGAGGUAAGCACUAUAUCUAUCAAGUGUUACUUCUGUGGCAGAGGAAGACAUCCUCGUAAUGAGUGCCCCGCACGUGAAGCCACAUGUAAUCAGUGUGGCAAGAAGGGACAUUUUCAGAGAUCUUGCAAGUCAAGAAAAUCUACUGCAUUUGCCCUCGCUACGUUGCACUCUUUAGGACUAGGAAAAUCAACCUCCUUGAUCCUUCUCAAUGGGGUGCCACUUAAAGCCUUGAUAGACACUGGAAGCUGUGAGAGUUACGUGUCAGCUCGAGUUGCCAGGAAUCACAAAUGGCCGAUAAAAACCUCCGUGGACAGAAUAUUUAUGGCUUCUAAUAACCUGUCUCGAGUUACUGAAGGCCAUAUCUUUGCUACCAUUCAACUCAAAGAUGAAAAAUAUGAAAAUAUUAAACUGUCACUCUUAGAUGGAUUGUGUUCAGAUGUUAUUCUAGGUUUGGAUUUCAUAAGCCUACACGAGAAUCUACAGAUUCCCUUUAGUGGGAAGAGACCACCUCUGUGCGUAAGUACCCUUAGACCAGCCAAAGUAGAGGCGCCUAGUCUUUUUGGUAACUUAUCUCCAAACUGCACCCCAGUGGCAACUAAGUCACGCAGACACUCACUACUGGAAUCUAAGUUUAUUAAUGCUGAGAUUCAGAGACUACUCAAAGAAGAAGUAAUAGAACCCUCAAAGUCCCCCUGGCGGGCACAGGUUCUAAUAACAUCCAAUGAGAGGCACAAAAGACGUAUGGUUAUUGACUAUAGCCAGACGAUCAACAGAUUUACGCUGCUAGACGCCUAUCCCAUGCCAAGAAUGGAUGAAUUAGCGGAGAAGAUAUCACAGUUUUCUGUCUUCAGCACUCUGGACCUCAAAAAUGCUUAUCAUCAGAUCCCGAUUAAAGAAGAAGAAAGGCCAUAUACAGCUUUCGAGGCUGGGGGUAGACUUUACCAGUUUCGAAGAAUUCCAUUUGGAGUUACAAAUGGAGUGGCUUGUUUCAAGCGAACCAUAGAUAAAAUAAUCGAAGAUGAGCAACUAGAAAAUACAUUCGCUUAUGUGGACAAUGUGACCAUCUGUGGACAUGAUACUGAAUCUCAUGAUAGAAACCUGCAGAGAUUCUUCAAAGUAGCUCAGAAGUAUGGCAUUACCUUCAACGAAGCUAAAAGUGAGAUAGGAACACAUAGCGUCAGACUGCUGGGAUACGAAAUAUCUAAAGGUCAGCUCAAGCCUGACCCUGAAAGAUUCACAGCCUUGCGGGAAUUAAAUGCUCCGUCGAACCUGCGAGAACAGAAACGAAUAGUGGGCCUGCUGGCUUAUUAUUCUCUAUGGAUUCUCAGACAAAAUCAGCCUCUUAGCUAG
Biomphalaria glabrata is the source of this 1824-nucleotide messenger RNA. RefSeq lists its product as uncharacterized. Gene Ontology annotation, molecular function: zinc ion binding; nucleic acid binding. The coding region runs from base 1 to 1824 and encodes 607 amino acids. The transcript has a single exon. NCBI's taxonomy places the organism in Eukaryota, Metazoa, Mollusca, Gastropoda, Planorbidae. The record is from RefSeq and is a predicted model, not a curated record.